AUUAGCAUAUAGAGAAGUCAAAACCAUUAUGCAUGUAUAGGAAGUAGAGUUUAUCAUUUUGUGACCUAAAAAUCACUGGAUGAAAAUUUUAACUAGGUGCCUUUAAAGUUACAGUACAGAAUAAUAUAAAUUUGAGAGUUUUAAAAUAUUUAACCGAAUACAAGGAAGUAAAAUCCUUCAGUUUAACAUUAAAUAUGAUAUUUUGGAUUUGCAAGAGCAGGCAUGACUAUUUACUUUGGGUAGAGAUAAUGUUUCAUAUUAUCAAUAGGGCAAAGUUUGUUUGUAUUGAUCAGUGUUGUAAACCAGUUCUAAAAUAUGACACUGGGUUUAACAUGUUAAUAUAUUUUAGAAAAAAGGGGAAUUAGAGGACAGAUAUGGCAACAAUUGAGGCAUGUGGGUCAGAUGGACUUAUCCCAUCUAAAUGUGGACCAUGUAGUAAUGUGAAGAAGGAUAGUGAGGCAACAAUGUUUUGUGUGGAAUGUAACAAUAUGCUGUGUGAUACCUGUGUUGGUAUACAUAGAAUGUUUCCUGCAAUGAAAUCACAUAAAAUUGUGGUUCAGACAGAUAAAGAACAGUAUGAAUUUAGAGCCAAACUUUUGACAGACAGAUGUGAGAAACAUGACAGCAAGCAUCUAGAAACAUUCUGUAAACACCACAAGGAAUUGUGCUGCAGUGUCUGUGUGUCCUUGAACCAUAGAAAUUGUGACGGUCUGGUCUACCUUCCAGAAUAUGUUAAUGAAAAAGAAGCUGAAAUGUUAACUGCCAAAACCAAACAGAAACUUGAGGAAGUGAAAAUAGAUGCUGAGAAGUUGAAGUCAUCAAGACAGACUGAUAGACAGAGAAUAGAUGUAGAGAAAGCACAGUCAAUCAAAGAAGUAGAUGACUACAGAGAAAGACUGUUUGCUGAGAUAGACCGUACCCAUGGUAACUCCAUCAGUGACAUAGAAUCCAGAUACAACAGUGAUUGUAAAUCUAUUGAAAACGAUGUGGAAGUCUGUGAUAACGUGAUUGCUGAGGUAAAUGAGGCUCUGAAAACUUUGCAUGAUGUUAGACAGGAUAAGGUUCAAAGUUUUAUUGGUGUUAGCAGAGUUGAGGCCAUCAAAGAACAUGCUCAGGAAGAGGUUGGCAGUAUUUCUGGAAAAACUGAAGAUCAAAAUACUGCUUAUCAGAUUGAACACAAUCUUGAGACUGAAAUUAAAAAUACACAUUCUUUUGGGAAGUUUGUUGAAGUAAAGUAUGAUAUAAAUAUUGGACAAAAGAUCUGUGAUCUCGAACUGCAAUAUGAAAAUAAAAAAUGCGAUAUUCAGAAAGUAGAAACAAUAAACAGUCAACAACUGAUGAUUGCAGAUUAUGCCAAUAAAAGUUUAAUGAUAACUGACAAAGAUUUAAAUAUAGUGAAAAGUUAUGUUCUUCCAUACCACCCAAGUUGUGCCUGUGUUAUAUCUGAUGAUACUGUAUGUGUAAGUUUUCAGAUUGAAAACAUGGUGCAGAUUGUCUCCUUGCUUGGUACUAAGCAUAAGGUAAACAGGACUUUUGAUAUUGGCAAAGAAUGUAGGGGUGUUUGUUAUAAGAAUGGAAACCUCUAUGUUGCUUGUGGUGGAGGAAAUGGUGCAGAAAUACAGGUCUACUCAACUGAUGGGACACUGAAAAAUACAUUAGGAAAGGGACAUCUAAGUGCACCAUACUAUGUAAAUACAAACCAGGAAGGGUCUACUGUAUUUGUAGGAGAUAACAAAAAAGGGGUGAUCGCAAUAAGAAGUGAUGGAACAUUGCUGUGGACAUAUAAUAAUGUGGAAACACUCAAAAAUGUCUGGGAUAUAGCAGUUGAUGAAAACAAUGAUUUGUAUGUAUGUGGGUUUGUUUCACACAAUAUAGUGAAGGUAUCAUCAGAUGGUCAGAAAGGUGAAGUUAUUCUGAAAGGUAUCAAGUUUCCACAGACAAUAUGUUAUGACAGGACAAAUAAAAGGUUAAUCAUAUAUGGUGGCAACAUGAUCUUAGUUCAUGAAGUGAUAAAACAAAGGAAAUGAUAUUUAAGUGCUUCAAUUUUGCUAACAGUGAGAUGUCAAACUUUCAAAGCUCUGCAUUAACAUUCUGUUACUGUUUUUAAGGGAGCUUUUAAUUAUAACAAUAUUUUCCAUCAGUCAUACACUGACAAUUAAUUUUUGAAAUGAAAUUUUUCAAUAGAGGUCACCUUUAGAUUUUGAAGAUGAAAGUCUGAUUUUUGGUGUUGUUUUGUACAUAAAAUGGCAAAAAUGUCUAUACCUAUGGUAAUUCAGAAACAGUUUGAGAAUAAACGUAGCUUUAACAAAGAUUUUUGUGUUUAAUGUGCCAUUUCUUAUUAGAAAUGACAUCAAUGUUAUUAUAACAAGAUAUUCUAGGUGUUGCUAUUAACUUAAAAAAUGUCUGAAAACUGGAGGCUUUUUUUCUUAUCUAAAUCCUAUAUACCCCUUCUUGCAUGGAAAAUAUUGCUUGUAUGCUAACUAAGAUAUCAUGGAAUACAUCGAUCAACAAAUGAAGUAAAAAUUUGAAUUCAAAAACUUUUUGGUGUCCCAAAUAUGUAGAAUAAUCUAUAAAAUCUUUCUGAUAACAAAAUCAAAACUAAUCAAGAUAUGUCAAAAAAUUUAAAAGCCCCUAUUACCACCUUUGAAGUUCCUUAGACUGUUGUAUUUUAUGAAAGGCAUUGUCAA
Mercenaria mercenaria is the source of this 2687-nucleotide messenger RNA. RefSeq lists its product as uncharacterized. Gene Ontology annotation, biological process: positive regulation of DNA-templated transcription. The transcript has a single exon. Gene Ontology annotation, cellular component: nucleoplasm; chromatin. NCBI's taxonomy places the organism in Eukaryota, Metazoa, Mollusca, Bivalvia, Venerida, Veneridae. The record is from RefSeq and is a predicted model, not a curated record. Gene Ontology annotation, molecular function: ubiquitin-protein transferase activity; zinc ion binding. The coding region runs from base 375 to 2027 and encodes 550 amino acids.